Molecule: messenger RNA, 2077 nt
Organism: Chrysochloris asiatica (Cape golden mole)
Lineage: Eukaryota; Metazoa; Chordata; Mammalia; Afrosoricida; Chrysochloridae
Gene: VEGFC
Product: vascular endothelial growth factor C
Exons: 7
Coding region: 436-1689 (417 amino acids)
Biological process (GO): induction of positive chemotaxis; sprouting angiogenesis; positive regulation of endothelial cell proliferation
Cellular component (GO): membrane
Molecular function (GO): chemoattractant activity; growth factor activity; vascular endothelial growth factor receptor 3 binding
Source: RefSeq, a predicted model, not a curated record
ACUUUGGGGAAGGGGAGGGAGGAGGGGAAAGAGAGCACUAGGGGGUUUAGAAGGUUGAAAAUUGCGGGGUGUUUUGGCUCCCCCCCACCACUCCUUCCAAAAACAAAAACAAAAACGCGAACCUCGGAGCCGUCUUCCUUCGCCCUCGCUUCACCUCGCCGGCUCCGAAAGUGGGGAGCUCGGAUGUCCGGUUUCCUGUGAGUCUUUUACCUGACACUCGUCGCCUUUCCCGGGCACGGGUUGGGAGAGCGACUUUCAAAGUUUGUAACGCGGAGACCCGGACCCACUCCCUCCGCCUCCGGCUUGCCCAGGGGGUUUAUCGGGAGAAUCUCCAGGAAAAGGGACCAGGAGGGGACCAAAGCAUCGCAGGGGCGCCUGCGCCCCCAUCCCGGCCCCCACAGCGGAGCAGCCUCCCCACUUCCCGGUCUUUCCACCAUGCACUUGCUGGGCUUCUUCUCUCUGGCGUGUUCCCUGCUCGCCGCUGCGUUGCUCCCGGGUCCGCGCGAGGCGCCAGCCGCAGCCACAGCCUUUGAGUCCGGGUUCAACUUCUCAGACGAGGAGCCAGACGCGGGCGAGGCCAAGACUUAUACAGGCAAAGACCUCGAGGAACAGUUGCGUUCUGUUUCCAGUGUGGAUGAACUCAUGACCGUACUCUACCCAGAAUAUUGGAAGAUGUUCAAGUGCCAGUUAAGAAAAGGAGGCUGGCAGCAUGAUGAAGAGCAACCCAGCAUUAACACAAGGACAGAAGAGAAUAUCAAAUUUGCAGCAGCACAUUAUAAUGCAGAGAUCUUAAAAAGUAUUGAUAAUGAGUGGAGAAAAACUCAAUGCAUGCCACGUGAGGUGUGUAUAGAUGUGGGGAAGGAGUUUGGAGCAGCAACAAACACCUUCUUUAAACCUCCAUGUGUGUCCGUCUACAGAUGUGGGGGCUGCUGCAACAGUGAGGGGCUACAAUGCAUGAACACCAGUACAAGUUACCUCAGCAAGACGUUGUUUGAAAUUACAGUGCCUCUCUCUCAAGGUCCCAAACCAGUAACAAUCAGCUUUGCCAAUCACACUUCCUGCCGAUGCAUGUCUAAACUGGAUGUUUACAGACAAGUUCAUUCAAUUAUUAGACGCUCCUUGCCAGCAACACUACCACAGUGUCUGACAGCAAACAAGACUUGUCCUGUAAAUUACAUCUGGAAUAAUCACAUCUGCAGAUGUCUGGCUCAGCACGACUUUAUUUUUUCCUCCAUUGCUGGAGAUGACUCUACAGGUGAAGUCCAUGACAUCUGCGGACCCAACAAGGAGCUGGAUGAAGAAACUUGUCAAUGUGUCUGUAAAGGAGGACUUCGGCCAUCCAGCUGUGGGCCCCAUAAGGAACUAGAUAGAAAUUCAUGCCAAUGUGUCUGUAAAAACAAACUUUUACCCAGCUCUUGUGGGGCUAACAGAGAAUUUGAUGAAAACACAUGCCAGUGUGUAUGUAAAAGAACCUGCCCAAGAAAUCAACCACUAAAUCCUGGAAAAUGUGCCUGUGAAUGUACAGAAAACCCACAGAAAUGCUUCUUAAAAGGAAAGAAGUUUCAUCAUCAAACGUGCAGUUGUUACAGAAGGCCAUGUCCAAACCGACUGAACCAUUGUGAGCCAGGAUUUUCAUUUAGUGAAGAAGUGUGUCGCUGUGUUCCUUCAUAUUGGAAAAGGCACAUAUGAAUUAAGAUACUAUUUUUCAGUUCAUCAUUUUCUAUUAUGGAAAACUGUGUUGCCAUGUUAGAACUGUUUAUGAAGACAGAGACCUUUGUGGUAACAAGGACAAAAUUCAUGUUUUCUGAACCAUGUGGAUAACUUUACAGAUAUGGACUGGAACUCAUCUGCCAGCAACCUCAGUUAAGACUGAUUUCCUGCCAAUGACCAAACUGCCAAGGUUUCUCCCUCAUGUUUUUUUUUAAAAAAAUAAUAAUUAAUGACUAUAUAAUUUAUUGCCACUAAAAUAUUGUUUCUCCAUUCAUUUUUAUAGCAAUAACAAUUGGUAAAGUUCACUGUGAUCAAUAUUUUUAUAGCAUAUAAAAUAUGUCUAAAAUAAAAUGAAAAUUAUGUAAUA